GCCUGCGGCCAUAUUAUGGAGUGGCAUAUGUUGCCGGCAAGAAGCACUACUUCGGCGUGGGCGGUGGAACUCGACUAUUUAAGCAUAUGGUCGAGGAGCAAGGUGUCCUGGGAGCUCAUCUCGUUGCCGAGUUUGCGGAUGGCUCGUCGAAUGUAAGAGAGAUAUGGAAAUUCUUCUUCAAGCAAUAAGAAACAAGGAUGAAUGCUUGUGGCGGCUUGGGCUUGGACCGGAGAGGCUACAUCCAUGCGAUGAAGUCGUGCCGGAGUUUGUCAGUGGCGGAGAGCAUUCAUUCCCAGGUCCAGCACCUUCUCCAUGCCGACGUGCAAAUGUCCAACAUGCUGCUUCACAUGUAUGCCAACUGCGGGAGCGUGGAGCGUGCGCGUGCCGUGUUCGAUGGGAUCGCGCCCCGGGCCAGGAAUCUCUUCUCCUGGGUGCUCAUGCUGUCCGCGUAUGCCCGAAGUGGGCAUACGCGUCAGGCGCGCCAGGUGUUUGAAGCCAUGCCCGAGCACGACCUCGUGUCCUGGACAAGCAUCCUGGAUGCUUACGGCCGGGAGGGGAUGCUGGGCGAAGCAUGGCAAGUGUUUUGCAGCAUGCGCCAGAGGGACCUCGUCUCCUGGGCAGCGAUGCUGGCGGCCUUUGUAGCAAAUGGGAGGCUCGAUUGCGCCAAGCGUAUCUUUGACGCGAUGCCGGAGAGGAACCUCGUGUCGUGGACGUCUAUGCUGUCAGCGUAUGCUCAAAGGCGGCAUCUGUACAAGGCCAAGCGAAUGUUUGAUGGGAUGCCCGAGAGGGACUUGGUGUGCUGGACGGCGAUGCUGGUGGCCUAUGCACAAAACGCAGUCGUUGAGCAGGCCAAAGCCGUGUUUGAUGCAAUGCCGGAAUGGGAGCUAGUGUGCUGGAACGCAAUGCUGGCGGCGAAUGCUCAAAACGGGCGUGUGAGCGACGCAGUGGCCCUGUUCGCCUCCAUGCCUGAAAAGAACCUGUGCUCUUGGAACACACGCCUGUCCCUGGAAGCGGACAGUGGUAGCAUGGAUCGGGCCAAGCAACUGUUCUUGCAUGAGAUGCCUGAGUGGAACGUGGUGACCAUGAACGCGAUGGUUACGGCGUAUGGUCAGAACGGGCACCUUGUCGAGGCUCGGCGUGUGUUUGAUGCCAUAGGAAAGGAGAGGGAUGUCAUCUCUUGGAAUGCCAUGCUCACCGCUUACGCCCAACACGGUGGUGGCAUGGAGGAGGCAAAGCUCGUGUUUGACAGCAUGCCGGAGCACAACCUCGUCUCCUGGAAUGUCAUGCUGUGCUGCUACGGACAGCACGGACACGUCGGGCAGGCCAAGCGGAUGUUCAGCGUGCUGCAGGAGCUUGAGCAGUGUGACCUCGUCUCUUGCAACAGCAUGCUGUCGGCCUAUGCGAGCUGCGGGGAGCUGGAGCAAGCCCAGCUCAUGUUCGAUUCGAUGCAGGAGAGGGACCUCUUCUCGUGGAACAUACUCCUAUCGGCUUAUGCGGCGGCGGGGCGCACGGUGCAAGCCAGGCAAGUGUUCGGGCGCAUGCCAGAGCGAGCCGUCGUGUCGUGGAAUGCGGUGCUGGCGGCGUAUGCGCAGCGCGGUACCGCCGGCAGUGCGAGUGAGGCGCUGGAGGUGCUCCACGGCAUGCUGCUGGUGGAGAUGCCCGACGAAGUCACCCUCGUGUGCGCGCUGCUGGCGUGCAGCCGCCUUGGCCAACUCGCCACCGGGCUGCACUUGUUCAGAUCCAUGGCCAGCGACUUGCAGCUGCUGCAUGCCACACAAAAGCACUACGGCUGCAUGGUGGACGUGCUGAGCCGUGCUGGCCAUGCGGAGGCGGCCCGCGAUCUGGUGGCGGCGAUGCCGUUUGUGCCCACUGCCCAGGAGUGGAGGUGCCUGCUCAUGAACAGCAGCAGCGGCUCCAAGCUUGCGGCCAGCCGCGUGUUUGCGUUGGAGCCCAACGACUGUGCGGGCUACGUGCUGCUGGCCAACACCCGGAGCAUGCCGCAAGCUGGGGCAUUGGUUUCAACGGUGGGAAUAUGCCAGGGGGCAUCUUCGGCCACGUAGGACGUACAUGGGUCAUUCAUUAUCGCCAGCGCUUGUGGAGAGGUAGAGGAGGGAGCGGCGCUGCUCUAUCCAGGGCUUGCGCGUGCUGGAGGAUCACAAAUGCGCAAUGCAAUUGAGGUGGUAA
Messenger RNA from Selaginella moellendorffii, 2184 nucleotides. Its product is annotated as histidine protein methyltransferase 1 homolog. Gene Ontology annotation, biological process: RNA modification. The record is from RefSeq and is a predicted model, not a curated record. Gene Ontology annotation, molecular function: RNA binding; protein binding. Lineage: Eukaryota; Viridiplantae; Streptophyta; Lycopodiopsida; Selaginellales; Selaginellaceae. The transcript has 2 exons. The coding region runs from base 198 to 2060 and encodes 620 amino acids.